Molecule: messenger RNA, 1068 nt
Organism: Xyrauchen texanus (razorback sucker)
Lineage: Eukaryota; Metazoa; Chordata; Actinopteri; Cypriniformes; Catostomidae
Product: enoyl-[acyl-carrier-protein] reductase, mitochondrial-like
Exons: 10
Coding region: 22-1068 (348 amino acids)
Biological process (GO): fatty acid metabolic process
Cellular component (GO): mitochondrion
Molecular function (GO): trans-2-enoyl-CoA reductase (NADPH) activity
Source: RefSeq, a predicted model, not a curated record
CAUGCCGGGAUCACACAACUGAUGGAACGACAGAAGAGAUGCUCUCGAAUCUGGAGAAUGAUUCACCACUGCUCAGCUUUAGUUUACAGAGAACACUCACAUGAUAUUAACACAGUGAGGAUGGAACAGGUGCUGAUGCCUCCAGUGGGAGAUGGUGGUGUGAGGGUGCGCAUGCUGGCAGCACCAAUCAAUCCUGCAGACAUCAACAUGAUCCAGGGUACAUACCCGAUCUUGUGUCCCCUCCCUGCAGUGGGGGGAAAUGAGGGUGUGGCAGAGGUGGUAGAGGUGGGCAGUGAUGUCACAACGCUGAGGCCUGGUGACUGGGUCGUGCCAAUAGAUGCUGGCUUUGGUACAUGGAGGACAGGUGCAGUGUGUAAAGAGGAUGAUCUGAUCUCUGUAUCUAAAGACAUCUCACUGCUGGGGGCCUCCACAGUUUUCGUGAACCCCUGCACUGCGUACAGAAUGCUGCAUGACUUUCAAACACUCAGCCCUGGAUGUACAGUGAUGCAGAACGGCUCUAACAGUUCAGUUGGACAGGCUGUGAUUCAGAUCGCUGCAGCACUGGGCCUGAAAACAAUCAACAUCAUCAGAGACAGGCCAAACUGUGCAGUGUUGAUUGAGGAGCUUCGGUCACUGGGAGCUGAUUAUGUCAUCACUGAAGAAGAAGUGAUGUCAUCAGGGCUUCAUCAGAUCUUUGAGGAGGUCCCUCAACCUAAACUGGGUUUGAACUGUGUUGGGGGCUUAAGUGGAGGACUAGUGUUAUCUAAUCUUGAUUCUGGAGGCACAAUGGUGACAUAUGGAGGCAUGGCCAAAAGACCCCUGCAGAUUCCUGCUAAAUCCUUUAUAUUCCAAAAUGUCACUCUAAAGGGCUUCUGGCUGACCCAGUGGAAAAGAAACCACAGGACCGAUAAAGCUCAGCUGAAGAUCAUGUUAGAUUCCGUGUGUGAUCUCAUGAGAGGUGGACAUCUCUCCGCAACACACUGCGUCCAGACGCCUUUUCACCAGUACACACGUGCUUUACAAGCUACUGUGCAAUCACACCGCUGCAAACAUGUACUUAUCAUGUAG